Molecule: messenger RNA, 2328 nt
Organism: Mesocestoides corti
Lineage: Eukaryota; Metazoa; Platyhelminthes; Cestoda; Cyclophyllidea; Mesocestoididae
Source: the annotation of a GenBank genome assembly
AUGGAAUGUCCCUAUAAUAGGCCGUCAGAAUGCACGGUUUCUUUCUGUCUUAGCAAGCAAAACAUCAUUAAUUUAAGUAAACGACGGGGACCCUUCUCAUUUCACAAACACAGGAAGCAAUCCAAACUUGCAGAACACUUUGAGUAUAAUCACAUCCCAGCACAUUUAUCUUCGGUUCAAAAUCUUCAUUUUAAGUCAAUUUUGUGUACUCACGACGGCCUGGCUAUUGUUCAUUUAGCGCGUAACCUAAUUACACAGUUUGGGAUAGUCGACCUUCAUAUUCAUAAAUUUCUUGGCACAUUUGGUCGGCAAACUGUGAAGUAUUCUACAGACUCAGUUGCUGCGCAAAUAUCUCCCGAUGGUUCCUUAUGCCUGGUUCGUCUACCGUGGUCAAGGACAAAUCGCAUUACAACUUUACAGGUUAGUGUCAAGCUCAAACGCUCGCCACAAUCUGACAUCAUGCAAACGCGCCGACGUGCCGCGAUCAGCAUUAAAACAAAAAAGCGUGAUUUGCCGUUUAUGGUUAGCACCAUUAACUUUCAGCCGCCUGUGCAUCUCCUCCUCCUCCUCCUCCUGCCCCCGCCUCCCCCCUUUACGCCGCCUAAUGUGAAGGCUAAGACGGCCCAAACGAAGGCUCAGGAGGUUGCAAACGCUCACAGCGAUGACUCACCAAGACGCGCAUGCGGGCGAAAGAAACUUAAGUGGGCCGUGAGAGGUGAUUGGCGGCUCUACAAUCUGCGUACCAAGGAGUUGGUUACCGAGCUUCCGCUAACCACGGACAACAUUCGUUUCCGACCUGUCCCGCCGCCGCCGCCGCCACCACCGCAACCGCAACCACCGUCCCUCCGUCUUCCCUUCGUGCAUCCGUUUUUGACACUGGGCUGGACCACACCCGAUGACCUUGAGAAUCAGACGAGGAGUAGCCAAUCAGCGCGCAGGCCCGCUCCAAACGAGGUGGAGGAGGAGGAGGCGGAGGUUCGUGUGCGAGCCUUCGGCGGCUACAACCAGCCCGCCUCGAUUCUCUUCGAUUUCGAUCCGCGCUUCGAGAAUUCGCGCAUCGCCCUGGCCAACGUGCAUUUCGUGGAGCCGCAGAGGCCAGACUGUCCCACGCUCCGUCGCUACUCCCUCGUGGAGGGUUUCUUUGAGGGGCAAGAGCCAAUCCUGUGCCUUGUGCGUCUCCCCUCCUGGCAGAGGAUCGCGAAGACACGCAAUUUCGGCGAAACUCCGGAACCACGAGUAGGAAGUGUUGGCGCAGGCAACCUUCGUGGCCGCGGCACCAGCGACGGGGCGUUUAAUUCUGCCACCGCAACCGGAAUAAACAUCCUCAAGGUGUUCUAUUCUCGUGCCGGUCACCUCAUUUUCGCUGUGGUCGCCACUACGAUGUCGUGUCGUUGCAAUUCCCUCGCACAGGGGCUCCUUUUCAGCCCCUUUCAUCCCAGCGGGACCGAUGCCACGGGCUCAACAAGCGCCCCUGACGUCUCCGAACACCGCGGUUGGGGCUUCGGGGGUGUAGCAGAGGCCUCGGAGGCCGUGGAAUCGCCCGGUUCGCGCCUUCGUCACUCCCACGCAUCACCACCGCCAGGCUGCACCAGUCUCUUCAUCACCGUCUUCCACGGCGACACACUUGACACCCUCCGCGUGAUCCGCUUCGACCGGCCCAUCUGUCCGCUGCAUACCUGUCCCACCAAUUACAUUCCAGUCAUGAGUAAAUGCGGCUCCCGAAUGGCCUUGGUCGCCCUAGCAACCGUCGGCGGCGAUCGCAGUGUCGCAGCACAGCGACGAGGGGGAAAAGGUGGCGGCGGAAGGCGAGUUACUUCCACCAGUCUGGCGGACGUCUCUCUGGAGUGUGCUGGGGGCGGCACUCCAAGACGCAAGCGCACUAGCACGCUGAAUGUGCCGUCCCCUCGACCUGGCAGCAGUCACAUUCCAUUUAAUCACACCGAGCACGGAAUUGAUUGGGAGACGUCGCUGAUGGAGUACGACUUGAAUCAAGCCGAGCCAGUCAGCCACGUGCGAUCAUCGGUAAUCGAUUCCGGCAAUUGCAGCCCCGGUACACGCAAACUCCAGGAGGUGGUUUUCGUGUACCAACUAGACCCACCACCAACCCUCCAAGCCAUCGUCCGCCAGAAGAUCAGGCAGAUAUUGCCUCUUUUCAAUGCAUUUCAGUACUUUCCAGACUCCGCGCUGGAUAAUCUCGGUCUACCGCCGGGCAUCGUCGCCUACCUGCGCUUCAAACCGUCUUUCGCUUGCUCCGGCUCGUGUUUGUCGCGGUCAGCCAGUGUGUCCACCUUGCAGACCCUGCGCAGCAACUCCCUGGAACUCCACUAA